This is a messenger RNA of Xyrichtys novacula (pearly razorfish), 7686 nucleotides long. The record is from the annotation of a GenBank genome assembly. Lineage: Eukaryota; Metazoa; Chordata; Actinopteri; Labriformes; Labridae.
GCGCUCUAGAAACGUCACUUCCGUAAUAAACAUCACAGCGCAGUAUGCUGUAGCGUCAUGUUUUACCCUGCAAGACGGUGGCGUUUGUUUACGUUUGUGGGACGAAUUUAAUCCUUCAUAGUAGUACUAACAAGACGGUAAAAACUAAUAGUAAUUUUACAUUUUAUGACGGUUAUUUUAGAUAAAAAGCUCGCUUCUCUCUCGAGCUUCUUGUGUGAACGCCUUGGACAAGCUUACCCCCUUUCCAGCAUCCCACACCAGCUUUUUAAGAAAAUAUGUUGGAUAAUAGAACAGAGAUAUUCUGAAUAAAGGUAUUUUGAUGUGAUACUGGAUUCCAAGUUUAACAGUUUGUGAAUAUUUGUGGAUUAUUGGAGCUUAUUUGAAUCUCCUACAGGUGCACAAGUGAAUGUCCUUCGAAGAUGAGCCGGGACACCUCCAUUCACAGCUGGCCCGGAUCCUAUUACAUCAACAGUGAGAAGAGAUGGGAAAGCGGCACCCUGUCCCUCACCCGGACCACGCUGCGCUUUGUCUCCUCCCAGAGUAAAGAGAGUCUAGCCAGCUUUCGCCUCUCCAGGAUAAUGGAGAUCAAGAUGGAGUCAUCCAGUUUCAUCUUCAGCACCCUCACAGUGCUUGAAGAGGGCAACGUGAAACACUGGUUUGGCUCCCUAAAGCCCAACAGGGUGGUGGUUUAUAAUGUGUUAGAGCAUUUCUGGAGAGAACGCCUCCUGUCUCCUAGUUCAGAGACCAGAGGGGCUGAGGGUCAACCAUCCAAAGGCAGAGAGCUCAUCAGCCUGGUGGCAGGGGCUCAAAGACGACUUGAGGACACUGGCAGAGUCCUCAGCCACCAAGGAGAGCAGUUUGACAGUAUGAUGCAGGGACUGGAGAAGAUUGACUCAGAUCUGGGAGUGGCUGAUAAGUAAUUCACUUAAUAUUUGAUUUCUUCAUAAUAUCAAACAUGUUUCAUUGUUUAGCUGUUGCUGUAAUACAAUAACAUGCCACACAUAUUAAAGGGAUAUUCCUGCAUAAAAUUAAGUUAGGGGUCAAACACACCAUAACACCAAGUUAGUCACCUCGUUGAGAGAUGAAUGUUGCCAACCACUUGCUUAUCUAGUUAUACCAACUUCAGUAACGACUGCAGAUAGCAAUACAGAGAGCCACGUGCUCAACCAAAACACCACUCUUUAGCCACAAAUAAUGCUCAGAACAGCACCUACCUUUAUCAACAGUACAUAUUGGGUCCUAGCCAUAGUACUAGCCACCAAACAUCUUUUUAACUUUGCCUAAUUUCUUUGGCAAAGGGACUAAACACAACUCACCCUCUCCCUUCCAGCAGCCGCUUGUUUGUACGGAGACCUCUGGUGACGCAGCUUCAGGAAGAACAUUUAUGAUCAUUACUUUAUCAUUUCCUUGAAGUAAUAAUCACCAUAUUAAUCAUUUUGCUCGGCAGAUGCGGUAGUUCUUCUGCCUUAGCGUCUCAGUCUGAUUGAAUAUUCUUGAGGAAAUGAUCAUAAAUGUUCUUCCUUGAGCUGCUUCCCCUCGCUGCAGUCGAUGGACUCACCCAGAGGUCUCCGUACAAACAAGCAGCUGCUGGAAGAGAGUGGGUGAGUUACGUUUAGUCUCUUUGCUUGAGAAAUCAGGCAAAGCUAAAAAAGAUGUUUGAUGGCUAGUACUAUGGCUGGGACCAUAUAUGUACUGUUGAUGAAGUUAGGUGCUGUUCUGAGCAUUAUUUGUGGAUAUAUAGUGGCGUUUGGUUGAGUGCAUGGCUCUCUGUAUUGCUAUCUGCGGUCGUUACUGAAGUUGGUAUAAAUAGAGAAGCAGGUGGUUGGCAACAUUCAUCUCUCGACGGGGUGCCUAACUCGGUGUUUCGAUGUGUUUGACCCUAACCUUAUUUGACGCCAGAAUAUCCCUUUAAUAUCAAUGAAAUAUAUCAGCUCAAAUAUUCUCCUGUAUUCUUCCCUCUUUUUAUUUUGUUGUGCAGACUUCUGUCAGAGCUUGAAUCUCCCUCCUGGUGGCCUUUUGGGAAAGUCCCCUGGAAGACUCAGCAGGAAGCAAAGGCUGAGGAUGCUGCAAGAGCUGCAGCAGCUGCGGCAGCUGGCAGAGGGUCUGGUAGAAAUAAAGUAAUCUCAAGUAUCCCGGCUGUAGUGACAAAAGGUGGGGACUCAGACUUGAAACCUGGAUGCCUGUUGGUGCUGGUGUCCUCACUGGAGGUACGAGACACCAGCUGCCAACUUCUUCACCGUUUUGAAAGAAACGAGGUCGAUGAAAUCAAGGUGCACAGUCCUUACGAGAUCACCGUUAGACAGCGCUUUAUCGGGAAGCCGGAUAUAUGCUACAGGUGCCUAUCUGCAAAGAUGCCAGAGGCACUGUCAGUUUUAGAGAUGCAGUACAAAAAGAAGGUGGAGUUUACAAGUCAGUUUGCCUCUUUUAAAGCAACUCCAAUUUCAUCUCCGUGUGACUCUGAGGGAAAAAGCUGGAAUGAAGGUAAGCAAUGAAAAUAUAAAAAAGGCAUUAUUAUUUCAUUGUUUUCAUGCUCAGUAUAAAACUCACCACUAAGUGGCAGUACAGGUUUAUAUUUCUAGCUCUAUAUUGUUUCACAGUGGAUGUGUAGCCAAAUUUAAAAACAUUUCAUCCACAUGACUUUUGGACUCGGUCAGUGGUGUCUCUCCCUGACAGAAAUGUGUUUUGAUGAGUCACUUCACCCUGACUGCCUCAGUUGCUGUACUCUGAGUUUACUGUCUGGUUUCCGCAUAAACAACAUAUGUACUCUGCACUUUUUCACUACCUCCACCCAUGGAGUCAGGUUUGCUGCCAGGGUGCCAAGAGACGGAGCUCCCACUGGAGGUCCCAGCAGGAGAUCUGUCCCAGUUGCAGGUGCAUGCUCUCCAGCCAUCUGUCAGUCAGGCUGAAGCCCAGGAGCUCAAACAGGUGAGACCUGUGUGAAAAUAUGACAUGCACUACAGUUGCAUUUAUAUUUCUGCGCACACAGUAAAUAACUAUGAUUUCAGAAACCCCUGUUUUGAUAGUUCUAUUCAAACCCAUAAUUCAGCAUAACGAUUUUCAUUUUUUUACUGUAUGUUUAAAAAGUUAUUUAGUGAGACCACAAACCAAAGUCCAUCCUGAUUUUAAGAGAGGAAAAGAAAUCUGUUCAGUCAUUUGGUUAGACUUGACAGCGUCUUUCCAUUCAGGAGCGCACAACAUGAGAACUGUUGCAGACAUGGUCUGUGGUGGCAAAACCUACACAGUGACGCAAAUCAAGCCCAUGAUUCAGACAUUUUUUAUUCCAGGUAGCCAAGAGCAAGAUAUUUCAUGUAAAAAGUUACAAUUAUACAGCACAACUAUCAAAGAUGUUUUGGUUUUGGUCUUCUCCAAUUUGGUCUGUGUCUUGCCUAAGAAGUGUGUUUAAAACCACUUAACCUGUGAUCUGUUGGUGAACCGCUCUACCUCCGGAGCCACAGUGGCUCUGGUAAAGUACAGUGCAGUUUAAAGAAGAAACUUCUCAUUUAACCGUUUGUUACAGCAGGGUUAGAUGAAUACCCUAUUCAGCUUUAAACCAGUAAAUGAAUGCUGACUUAAUUAGCCAACACUAAAGCUCUACUAGCUGGUGCCAUGACCUAGCCUGGCUGGGCCAUCCAGUUGUGUGAAUCACUUGCCGUUCCUUCCCACAACAGUCUGGACUUCGGCCAAUUGGGAGCGAGUAUUAGAUAUCAAAAUAUAAUCGGCCAAUCAGUGACUGUGUUUCCACUGUUCCCCGCACAACAGUGAGAGGCAGCCCCUGAUUGGUCCAUGUGUAGAUGGUGACAUCUAACACAUGCUGCGGGACUUUUCAAAGCGCCGUUCAUUCAGAAUGCUGUUAAUUCUGCAGUUGACUUUGCAAAGUCGGCAGAAAUCUUUUAUAUCCACAGAAGACGUAAAAGACAUUGUUUGUUUGCACACGUUGAAAUAUUACCAAACCUUUACUUGAUGCUUGAGAGCCCAGCAGGGAACACAGUUGCGCACUGUGAUAACAUCAGAUGCUUGGUUACGGUGAUCGGUUACAGUAGUCUGGCCCACUGUCCUGCAUGUUUUGGAUGUUUCCCUGCUCCAACACACCUGAUUCAAAUCAGUAGCUCGUUAUUAAGCCGUUACAGAGCUUGAUAACGAGCUGAUCAUUUGAAUCAGGUGUGUUGGAGCAGGGAAAGAUCAAAAACAUGCAGGACAGUGGGCCUCGAGGACUAGACUUGAGAACCACUGGUCUAGGGUGACCAUAUUCUGAAUCCCCAAAAAGAGGACACGACUAUGCGGGGCAGUCACAGAGUUGCGCAAAGUAAAUUUUGAGAGUUUUUCGGGCUGGGUCGAGUGUUUUUUACGCACUUCUAACUCAGUAAGUCUACACGACACGAACUCAAAACUUCCAUACAAAACACCGGACAUUUGAAGGAUUUUACAAACUCCCCCAGACAAGGCCGGACAGCCCCCCAAAAAGAGGACCUGUCCGGGUAAAAGAGGACAUAUGGUCACCCUAAUGUAGUCCUCAAUAUCUGUAACAGAUGUUACAGGGAAAUUGUAGACUAAGACUAUUUACAUCCUUUUUAUACUUUUAAAGGUGAAGAUUCCCAGAUGUGUGAAACAGUCUGCCGUUUUUUGUAAAAAAUAUGACUUUUGCAUGUAUGACAGAAUCAGGGGGAAAAAAAGGUAUUUCAUCCACUGAAGCUGCAGCACAAACUCCCUCACUGAAGCUUUAGAGAAAAUCAGUGGAGAGAAAAAUGCUUCAGUGUAAUGACUGAUGGCUUGAAAAUUAAAUUUGCUGAUACAUUAUUUUGUCUCUCCCCUGCAUAACUUGGGGGAGUCAUUGUUAACACUGGCUGCCUAAUAAAAGGCAGUGCUGGCCAGUCAUACAGGUCAGCUUGUCUGUGGUGUUCACAAAUGGCAUAUUGUCCACAGCUGAUACUAGUUAAGACUUCAAAGACUGCCAAUUUGGACUUAAUGCUAUGCUUCUGUACACACCCUGCUCUUACUGUAAUCCAUGUAGAGAUUAGAUCUACAGCUGGGUGACUUGUACAGAGGGUCACUCAGUUUAAUGUCAUGCUGUAAGUGCUUUCGCAAACAUGCCCUUUGUGUGGGAGCAUUUUUGUUUACGGAGUUGGAAAUUAGUCUUCUGCUAACAGUAGAAAACUGGCUCACUCAUAAAAGCGCCGAAGCAUUUCUUUUGGUUUCACGUUUGUGUUUUUUAUUAUAUCACGACUCUGACAUUACAGCAGCCACGCUCAAGACACUAAGCAUUUAGCUCAUGUAUUUUUCUAAUAAUUCUAGCCUAAAUGUUUAAUUUUAGGGGGUUUCUACAUGACUUAAAUCCUCUAACCAUCGUAUAAGCAGCAGCUAAAAAUAUUCAUUUUCUGUGUUUUUAUAUGACACACCAAAUCUCCCGUGAAUGUGAACUGCAAGGUGUGACUCAAUCAUGUGCUCCUGCUUGAAAUUGUGAAGUCAGAAACCCGAGUGAGUGAAUACAGUCGUUCCACGGUGUGCACUGACAUACUAUCUGUUUUCAAACUACUCUCCGGAGCUGUUUCUGUGCUUAGUGACAUAAUGUCAAUGGGUGUGUGAGUGUGUGUAGCAUAACAUAAUAUUAGUUUAGAAACCAUGGUGGUAGGGUUUGGAGGACUGUUUAUUAGGUUUUCCUUGGCACAUCGCUGUGUAUUUAAGUUGUUCCAUCACACAUAGCAUACACAGUUCUCUAAAUCCUCCGAGAGCUGAAAACAAAUAGUAUUAUAUGAUCCAAGAAGAUAAGCCAAGACAUCCCUCUGAAUAUCUUCUAAUGUUGCAUAUACUGCACUAUGUUAUGCCAUGUGAUUAACUCUCAUUGCAUCACGGCUGGUGUUUUCUGGCAACGUUCCUCUUUCAUCUGAGUACAUGAAGCAGCAGGCUGUUUUCUUUAAAUCUGAGUUUAGUGAAAUUUCACUCACUCGUCCUUUUCUGUUUUAUUAUGCUCUCACUUUCUAACUCACUGACCCCGUCUUUACACCUCUCCACAUAUGGUCCACAUAUUCCACCCCUGCAACUGCUCCCCAUGCCUUCUAUGUAUUUAAUCUUCUUUAAUAUGUGUCCUGCUCCUCAGUAGUCCAUGUUCACCGGGGGACUGCUCUAUAAUUGAUUAAACAACUGACUGUGUGUUUGUGUGUGUGCGUUUGCAGAUGCUGAUGCAGCUGAAGAAUCUCGCCCUGGAGGCAGAAACCGAGCUGGAACGUCAGGAUGAAGUUCUGGACGUGCUGACAAGCUCCACUGACCGAGCCACCAUGCACAUAGAGAAGCACACCUGCCGCAUGAAGAGACUGUUGUAGCUCUGGGGGACAAGAGGACACAUGAGGUCGCCACGUCCUUCUCCAGAAAUGCACAGUAAGCUUCCUGAUCGUCCUCACUGGACUGGUGGUUUGGCACAUUGUGGGAACACUAGCGUAAGAAGCAGGGACCCUGAAGAUGCUUUUUUUUGUUGCAGUGGUUGUUUCAAUCACAUAAUCACAUGGGUGUGAGUUGCUGUGAUUUCUAGUAAGUGCAUCAAAGGUCGCUAAAGAAAUUAGCCUAUCAGUGAUGAUGAGUUGUGCUCUACGAUAAUUACAACCUCAUCAACUCACACAGCUUAAUGGUUCAGUGUCUUCUAGAGGGAGGUGUGGGCACGCUCAGAUGAUUGAACCCCAUCAGCAGUGGCAGUUAUAGAUCACUUCAUUGUCUGCUCUUUGGUGCCCUCUAUUGAUCAGUGAUAGAACAUGAGACACUCCAUGUAUUAAAGUUGACACUACAGUUUACACCUUCUCUAAACCUGGUUUGAGACAAUGAGAUGACUACAACAACAGUGAAAGGGAAAAUAGACAUAAAAAACAUUAUUUAUUCACUCUGUACCAACUUCAACACAAAUUGCAUGUUGUGUCCUUGGCCUUUAUUUAUAAAACAGAUGAAGAGGAAUGACUUCAAUCAUUUUCAAGCAAAGGCCGGUGGAAAAAUAUUCACAGUGUCUUCAUAGACUUCCUAAUAAUGAUGAAAAAAAGAAUCCCUUCUUUCCAUUUUACAAACAUUUCUGUCCUGAUGACUCGUCUUUCUCAGGUUUUAUGUGCCAUCUAUCCUCUCUGUACACAGUUUCCCGGUAGCUUCACGAUGCAUGUCCCAUAUACUGCUCUGUAUUGCAUCGAAUUAAAGUAUUUCAUCAGUAAAAACGAUUAUAAAAAGACUGUAAAUGUGUAUGUUAAGAGGUCUAGGACUUAAUACUGUAAAGAAAGGUGUAGGAAAAGUUUAUGUGAGAUGCUCUUUGAAAAAUAGUCCCUCCUGAGGACAACAUGUACUGUAUAUGCCCUGCUUAAGAUGGAAACUAUUUAAAACCUGUAUGCCUGUAAAGACUGACAUGAAUUAUUUCUGUGUUUUAAUGUCUGUUCUAACUGUGAACUUGCUUUUAGUGAACAUGAAUAUCUCCCCCAUGUUUUUAGAGGAAUGAUUCCAGUGUGUAGAUGAAUCCAUACAAUGAGCUUUAAAUAUGAAAUAGACACACACAAAUCUUUCUUAUGGUUAACAAAUGAAUAGAGUAAGGAAAAUCACUGGCACUGUAAGUACCGGAAGGAACUUUUGAAAGUGAGCGAGUCAUCAUCACAAAUGUCUAUCAUAACAUCAUUUUCAAACGGUGUCUGAAAAUAUCAUGAAUAAAAUCUGUGGCUUGAUAAUGAACUA